Molecule: messenger RNA, 1460 nt
Organism: Spodoptera litura
Lineage: Eukaryota; Metazoa; Arthropoda; Insecta; Lepidoptera; Noctuidae
Source: RefSeq, a predicted model, not a curated record
UUGAUCCAUCGACUUAUUUAAAUUCAUUUCAACACAAAUAUGUUAGGUAGUGAAAAAUGCAGUGUUUUGUGUUUUUAUUUUAUGUUUAUUUUAUUGUCCAUCAAUGCUUUUGUAAUGAGAACAAUUAUAGCAACGUAAAUCAUAAUCAUGAUGCUCAAAUUGGUUCCAAUUGCGCGUGGAAUGGACUAAAUGGUACAUGUACCCGUUUGAUAGAUUGUCCAUCAGCGCAGGAUGCCAUUAAUAAUAGACGUUACCCAUCAAUAUGUUCCUUCGAAGGAGUAACGCCUAUAGUAUGCUGCACCGUUCCAGAAUCUGCACAAAAUAAUAGUAACUCUUCGUACAUCCCCGAUCGAAGUUCAGAACAUAAAAGAAGAAAAUCGGAGGAACAAUGUAUGGAAUAUAUAAGAACUUUAUCGUAUACCUGCUCAGACCCUUCUGACUACUUUCGAUAUAGUAGCUACAAUGCAUUAGACGUGGCGACACCAUUUGAAUCACCCGGUACGGAAUCGUCGACAGUAUCCGGGUCUGACGGAUCCACAGAAUAUUAUACACAGAAUAUACCUGUAAUACCACCCGGCUUCUCUUCUGCUCCUCCAUACGUCGAAAUCCCACAUCAUCAGUAUCCUCCGUACCCUGUUCCACCCAUCGCAUUUGGAAUACCAGCUCGUCGGAACCAGUAUCCACAUAUGGCGCUCUUGGGCUACGGAGAAACGGUAGAAACAGCGCAAUGGCUUUGUGGUGGUUCCAUCAUCAGCAAGAACUUUGUCUUAACUGCUGCACACUGCAUUUCCAGCCCAAGUUUUGGGCCAAUAAAGUACGCAGCGUUCGGUAUCCUCAAGAGGUCGGACCCUCUAAAAUAUUGGCAUACCUACAAUAUCACGAGAGUGAUCCCUCACCCGGAGUACCUGUCUCCUCAUAAAUAUCAUGACAUCGCCCUCCUUGAGACCGAGGUUCCGAUACAGUUCGAUCAUUAUUUUGUGCUACCAGCCUGUCUGUAUGUGAAGACUGAACCAGACUUUGAAGCAGAAGCUACUGGUUGGGGUGCCCUUGGGCAUCACCAGGGUCUCGCAGAUGUCUUGCAAACCGUGACUCUUAGAAAGUAUGACACACAGACCUGCUCCAAGCUGUACCCGAAGCACCGACAUCUAGUAAAUGGUUUCGAUGAAGCCACUCAAUUGUGCUACGGAGAUGACAAUGAUCCUAAAGACACCUGCCAGGGUGACAGUGGAGGACCAUUGCAGGUGAAGGAUCAAGAAAAAUGUUUCUACAGAAUUCUCGGUGUCACAUCUUAUGGCAGACAAUGUGGGCGGACGGCUGGUUCCGGCAUCUACACCAAGGUCUCCCAUUAUAUACCGUGGAUUGAAAGCAUUGUGUGGCCAUAGACUCAUGGCGUCACAUGUCCGAAGUCAACGGAUGACGUCAUAAAAUCCUACAUCGCACAUGCGAAGUUUACAAGCGAA